CCCAUGAUUUGCCCUUAAAACAAGUAUAAUAAAAGUAGAACAUAACAAGUGGUGACAGCGGUUAUUUAAGUAGAAAUCAACGUUAGUUAUUAUUUAUUUUAAUUGAAAUAAUUUUGGAAACAUCCUUUCUUAAGGAUCGUCUCUGUCAAUGAAUCAUUCAUUAUCUGCCAUUAAUGAAAUAACUUCGAUGGAAGAUCUUAUUGAUACAAACUUUAUUAAAUAUUCUGGUAAAGGCGAUGCCAAGGCUUGGUUAUUACAAACAAUGAAUCAAUUUAAACAAUAUGGAUUACGUCGUCUUGAACAAUUUCAAGCUAUACCAUUUUUAUUAGAAGAUACAGCAUAUUCAUGGUAUACUCAGAAUAAACAGUUAAUUAUUAAUUUUGAAAGAUUUGCCAACUUAUUCCUUAAACAAUACUCAUCUACAUCAUCAACAAUACAAAAUAAUAUUCCUGUAGAGACGGUUGCACCGUCAAUUAUUGCUCCAAAUUUUUUACCUACAUCACACUUACAGCAAACGAUCGUCGGUGAAAUUAUUAAAACACCAACAUAUUGUCGUGGCUCAAAAGAUGAUGUUCACGAUUGGUUAGAAAAAUUAGAACAACGUUUUAAAAUGGCAAAAUGGAAUGAUGAAGAAAAAUUACAAUAUAUUUCAAUACAUUUACAAGAUGAUGCAUAUCGAUGGUGGACACAAACAUCUACGACGAUUAAAUCAUGGUCAUUAUUUACUGAAGCUGUUACAAAUGCUUUUGGAUCAACAAAGGUACAAGAAUUAGCUUUUGAACAAUUAAAAUGGUACAAACAAACGGUUAAUCAAUCUAUUACACAAUAUUAUGAUAAAAUUAUUGAAUUAUGUAAGAAAGUUGAUCCAGCUAUGCCUGAUUCAUUAAAAUUAAAAUAUUUAAUGGCUGGUGUAAAAGAAUCAUUAAAGUUACAUAUUGCUUUAUAUGAUCCACAAACGAUUGAAACAUUUUUAUCAUAUGCAAGAAAAGUAGAAGAUACAUUAUCUUUUACUAAACCUAAUUAUAUAAUACAUCAAUAUAAUGAAUCACAAGAUGUUCAUACAUUUCAACAAUCAUUAUCACCAAUCGCUACUCCUGAAGGACAACAUGAACACAAUGAAUACAAAAAUGUUCAAUAUCCACAACAAGAACUUUUAGACACAAAGGGUGAGAAUAAUUCACGUUAUAAGAAUUCCUUUUAUUCUAGUCCAUCACGUAAUUCAACACCAAAUAAGUGUUCAAGAAUUUGUUAUACAUGUGUAACGGAAGCUUCGCAAGAUGGUGUUGCUUCCUGUAAUAUUAGUACAAAUCCAUCUUUCAAUAACUCAUCAUUAUUUCUUAUAACAACACUUAUUAAUGAUAAAUAUAUGAAAGCUAUGAUAGAUAUGAAUACAUCUCAUACAUUUAUUUCAAUGAAAUCAUUAUCGAAAAUAUGUAGUCAAGAAUUUAUUAAUUCGAUACAUCGUCCAGUAUUUUCUACUCAUGAAAAUAUACCUUUUCCUAUUUAUGGUGAAAUUCCAUUAUCAAUUAAAAUGGGUGAAAUAUUGACUUCAAUUAGAGCAUUUAUUAUUCAAGAUUUAGACGUUGAUUGUAUAUUAGGUAUGGAUUUUAUUAAGAAAUAUAAAUUACAUAUUAAUUCGGAAGAGCAAACCAUGUCGAUUGCUGAUAACAAUAAACGAACAACAUUACAUAUGAAUGUUAAUAAUGGAAAAAUUCGUUUGCCUGUGCGCUUGAUUAAUACUAUUCGGAUUAAACCAAAACAGACUGUUUCUGUUCCCGUUUCUGUUCCAUUAUCAUCAUAUAAAGCGCUAUUUCGACCAUCAUUUAAUUUACAACAACACACACCUUUAGUAAUAUCAAGCUCAUUAAUAUCUGUUAAUGAUUAUACUUCUUUUAUCUCUCUUUAUAAUCCGAAAAGUUAUUCGCAAAUGUUAUCCAAAGGAAUUAUUUUGGGAACAACAACAAUUUCUACAUUACUAUUGAAGAAUAUUUCUACUAUUAACAAACAAUCAAUCUAUAAAAAUCCAAACAAUUCAUUUCAUCCAAACUUGAAAGUAAUGUUAGGCAAAAUUAAUAAAAUUUAUUCGAAACGUAAUAGGCAACCGCUGGAUACGGCGUCUGUUGCUGAAAAAAUUUGUGGCCAAGUCGGUUCUAUUUUUACAUGUCCAAAAAACAAACCAACUAUAUGCAAACGACAACCAGAUCAGUUUGAUACAAAUCAAUUAAAAAUUGAACAAUCUAAAGAUCCACAUAUUCAACAAAAAAUUAAAGAACUAAAACAGAAUCCAAACGGGCAUCCCUAUGUAUUACAAGAUGGAGUGUUAUAUAAAUUAAUGUUAAUGAAGGCCAAUUGUUUAACUAAAGUUAAAUUAAUUUAUUUACCAACUUCCAUGAUUGAUUCGUUUAUUAAAUUUUAUCAUACUGAUCCUAUUGCAGAUUACUCCAGCAUACAACGUAUAUAUUUGAAAUUAAAAAACAAGUUCUGGUGGCCAAAUAUGAAACAAUCUAUUAUCCAAUAUAUAAACACUUGUCUUCAUUGUCAAGAAAAUAGCAAUAGCUAUAUUAAAAAUCCCGAUCAAGCAUAUCCAAAAUCGACUAUUAGCAAACAAAAUUCUACUCAAUUAGUACGAAAUGAGACAACUUCAUUAAUUAAUCGUCAACAUGUUAAUGAUAUUCGACCCAAAUUUAUAAAAUCAAAAUAA
Messenger RNA from Rotaria sp. Silwood1, 2701 nucleotides. Lineage: Eukaryota; Metazoa; Rotifera; Eurotatoria; Philodinida; Philodinidae. The record is from the annotation of a GenBank genome assembly.